Molecule: messenger RNA, 1011 nt
Organism: Prunus armeniaca (apricot)
Lineage: Eukaryota; Viridiplantae; Streptophyta; Magnoliopsida; Rosales; Rosaceae
Source: the annotation of a GenBank genome assembly
AUGAAAUAUUAUGAGAAUUUCUGCCAACGAACUUGGAGGGAAAAGGAGGAACUAGAGAACUUCAUCCGUGAGAAAGAAGAAGACAUUCUUCGUUGUUAUGGAGGGGCCAUUGAGCCUGAUAUUGACUUUGUGAAGGUAAUUCUAAUUGAUGCCUGCUUCAUCCUUGAACUCUUUUUGAGGAACUGUCAAACCCUUCCUUAUCCUCUUCUUCAAGAACUAUAUGACUUUGCCAACCCCUCCUACUCCAGUUCCAAUCACGGAAAAAAUGUUCAGGAGAAAAAAGAGGCGGAUGACCUGCAACACUGCUUUACUUGCUUCCAGCCUUGUUUUCCAAUUUCCCGCUCGACCCCUUCUGAUGAUCAUCCUAUAAAGAUUGAGAAAACCGAACCUGAUCACCCCUUUCUUAAGCUUACUUGUGAGUUCUUUAGGGAAUACACGAAGUCACAACCCAUUGAGAAUGGAGUACAAGUGAAACAUUUCACUGACUUGGUAAGAUAUUUUUUGUGGCCAACCGAAAAAAUGACUUGGGUAGGAAAUGGCGACUGCAUCCCAAGUAUAUACGACGUAAGAAAGUUGAAGGAAGCAGGGGUGAAGUUUGGGCCAAAUGAAGGUAGAAUGCGUUAUUCGAAACGUGAUGGCCUUGGAGCAGCUUAUGUAUCCAAAGAAGGCGUAUGUUUGCAGUUACUUUUGAUGCUGGAUCAGCUUGUGGAUACUGUGGACGAUGUGAAUGUGCUGAUUGAAAGCGAAGUUAUAGUUAACUUGCUAUGCAGCAGCGACGCAGUGGCGAAACUGAUUAAUUCACUUUGUGAGCAGAUUAUGGACAGUAGAUCCUGCUAUACAGACAUCUGUAAACAGCUUAACAAGCACUACGAGAUCAGCUUCUGCAACCGUAACAUUUCGAUCCUGAAACGAGUUUACUUCAAGGAUCUUUGGACGGGCAGUUCAACUAUUCUUGGACUCUUUGUGCUGGUAUUCUCCAUCAUUGGAACCAUUAAGUCUCUCAUGUCAUAA